AGGUUCGGCUCGCCGUGCCCUGGCCUCGGACGAUGAGCGCGGCGCAGCGCGGCGCAGCGGCCAAGGGGGCGGGGGCGCGGGGCGCUUCCGACUCGCAGGAGCGCCGAGGCGACCUCAGCCCCUCAUCUUUACGUAACCGGCAGCGCCUCCGCACGCAGCAUCCACGGCCCCGGGCUCCGCCGCGCUGCCGCCUCUCGCCGCCUCCGGUGCCCAGAGCCGGGCGCAAUCCCCCCGACGGGCGCACAGUCUGCUCCGAGCCGGCUCCCCUGGAAAGAUGCCACACGUGGCGGUCGCAAGUUUAUUCGACCGAAAACGCCCCCGAGGCGCUGGGAGAGGAAACUGCAAGAGAGUCAGAACAGCCUCUCGGUGGAGAGGUGCGUCUAGAACUGAGGCGUGCGGCCAAUCCGACAGUUCUGUUUCGAUGCCUCGUGCUACCUCUACAGCCUCGAACGCCGACAUUUAAAAGGGUAACAGCCGGGAGGCUGGAAAGGAGCAGCCGCGCAUCUUUGGGAGUGUCUCUCAAUCCCUUAGCCGGUCUAGGCCUCUUGGCUCACGUUCCAGCUUGCGGAGUGUGGGAUACACCUUCCCUACUCGGUUGCGUUCCUUCUUAUGACAAAAGAGAACUUCAGUUUCAUUUUCCAGCUCGCAAACAGUUAAGUGACUUCCUGCAAACGCUACAGUCCCAGCAACCAGCCUUCCAAUCAAAAGUAAGUUGGUUGAUGUCACUGACAUUGGCUCAGCCAAUCAGAAGGGCAUUCCGAAGGCCAGCGCUGCACACUUGUAAACGCGAAGAGCUGUAGUGAAACUGAACACAUCCUUGUAC
Molecule: messenger RNA, 823 nt
Organism: Balaenoptera musculus (blue whale)
Lineage: Eukaryota; Metazoa; Chordata; Mammalia; Artiodactyla; Balaenopteridae
Exons: 2
Coding region: 33-800 (255 amino acids)
Source: RefSeq, a predicted model, not a curated record